CACACGGUUCUGCCGCGCGCGCGGCCGGAUCCAGUCGCAGUUCGAACCUCGAGGAGAUCCGAGCGUGCGUGAGCACCCGUCCCGUAAUCCUGGACCACGUAAACGGACGCCUCGGAGGAUCGUGCCGGGAUCUUCUGGCAUGCGAUCAGGAGCAUGCAGCAGAAGCCACUGAGAGAGCUGGGUUUGUGCCUCAAUACCGGGGUAUCAACGAACAACGUUGUCGUCGCCGAAGUUUGCAACGAGACUCGCGGGGGACUUCCCCUUCUUCAAGUAUGGCCCAGCGAUUCGCCCAGAGCCGAUGCCGACGGACAGGCCCAGGCUUUUGUGUUCCCGGACGUGCAGGAAAGUGUCAACGACAGCGGCAUCGAGUCCAUCCAGGCGUCGCCGUCACCAUGCGGUAUCACCUGCAACAGCCCGGCGAUGACGCCGCAGCAAUCGCGCCGCGCCAGCCUGCUGCAUCCGGAUCACGCGCGGCUGCAGCUGCAUUACCUUCAUCACAACCACCAUAACGCGGGAGCGAAAAGUCCGCCGUCGCCGGACAGAACGUCCAUAGACGAGGACCACGAGGACCGGCCCGUGCCGCCGAGUCCCUCCAGUUCGACUACCAGCAGCCUGCGAUCAAUGCCGAGCUCGGCGAUCGUGUCGAUGCACUCGCAGGACAGAAGACGCAGCAGCAGCAGAUACAGCAUGUUCGAUGCUCUGGAUUUGGAAUACGCCCUACUGAGGGCCGCGGCUCGCGGUUCCGUGGGCCCGUACUCCCUGUCGGAGUCCCUCCACAAGCUGACCUUCACCCAGAGCCUGGCCUUUCCCGCCUUGGCGCGCGGUCUUGCCGCCAAGCAGAGCGUCCCGAGCGGAAGAUCCCAGCAGCCCACGGAGAGCGGGCUGAACGCCUUCGCCAAAGUGGUGACCGCGAUGGUGCUGAUGCUGGUGAGCGUGCUGGUGUUUGGUGUGGUCUACAAGUUCGCCAAGACGUGAGGUUGGCUGCUGACACCCGGCCGGUAUCCUGGAUCGACACAGGAUAACAAUCGUUUGGGUGUCGGCGGUGUCUUCAGCGGUAACGUCUAAUGAGGCCUGAGGAAGGGUCUAAGUCUCAACUCGCUUCCCGUGCGAAAAAAAAAGAAUUGAGAAGUAAUGAAGGUGACGGAGGAUCUGGAAUGACGUUUCGACUGUGUACUACGUUCGUCGGUCCUUCGGUGGCGGUGUGUGAAUGGGAAGAUGAAUGAAAAGAUGGUGACGACUCUAGAUAAACACAGACUCAUUCUAGACGCAAUCAGUUGAGUUGUAAAAAGAUUUUAUACCUGUUGUCUUUGUCGCGUAACGAUGUGUGUAUUUAAGUACUUAAUCUAAAGUUUUAGUGAAAA
Monomorium pharaonis (pharaoh ant) is the source of this 1361-nucleotide messenger RNA. RefSeq lists its product as uncharacterized. Bases 154 to 975 code for a protein of 273 amino acids. The transcript is spliced from 4 exons. Lineage: Eukaryota; Metazoa; Arthropoda; Insecta; Hymenoptera; Formicidae. The record is from RefSeq and is a predicted model, not a curated record.